This is a messenger RNA of Ostertagia ostertagi, 630 nucleotides long. The record is from the annotation of a GenBank genome assembly. NCBI's taxonomy places the organism in Eukaryota, Metazoa, Nematoda, Chromadorea, Rhabditida, Trichostrongylidae.
AUAUAUGAAGUCCUGAAGUCAACUGAAUUGAGGGAGAAAUACAACAAUGUGCUGGAAUUUGGCUUGCCUGACUGGAGGCAGCCCAUAUACUACUACAGGAAAAUGCGAAAACUCGCCUGGUACGAGGCUAUUCUUGUGCUUGUCGGCGUGUCAACCAUUGCCCAUUACUUGAUGAUGUGGGCAGCUUACUACGAAAAAUACUUGGUUUUAUCGCAGAAUCUGAAAAAGUCUAGAAAGCGUGAAAAGAAGGGGGAGCCCGAGUGUUCGGCAACACAACUGCGAGAAGCAUUGGAAGUCUACCGGCCACAGUUUUAUGGUCUGCUACCCUUUCUCAUUGUCAAAGGUUCAUGGAGUGCUUUUAUGUCACUAAUUUCGAUGGCUCAGGAGUAUAUGACUCGCAGAGAACCAGAGGAAGAGGUUGAAGUUGUGGAGCCUCGCAGGCCUGCCCCAACCCCUCGAGCUCCAGAGUUCACUUACGAGAUGGCUACUGAUUUGAAACCCGUGAGCACUAACAAUCCCGAAUUAUACGCUAAGUAUAUGUCCGAACACGAGGAGUCUACCAAAAGUUUGUUUCCGAAUUGUCUUGAACUUUUCUUAUUUUUUGCUACUGUUACCAGCUGUUCCGCCAAA